AUGGCCUCCUUAGUCAGCGCGGCGGCUAGGAACGCCUUUGCUAGGGCUUUACCAGCUGUGAGGACCAUUACCACGGUUGGAACAGCUUCAGGUGAACCGUGCCAAAUUCGUGACGAAUAUGUUUUGCCAUCGAAUUUUGACUAUAGAGUAUGGUUUCCUAUGCAUAUGUUCGUACAAUUGAAAAAAAUGGAAGGCAAAUUACGGUCCGUUGACCUUAUUGUUGAGGUUCACGAUGCAAGAAUUCCAGUGAGCGGGCGGAACUCUACCUUCAUGAAGCAAUUUUGCUCCAUCCGCCCACAUGUGUUAGUGAUGAAUAAGAUGGAUCUGAUCAAUAUGGGGAAGUACAAACAACCUAUAGAGGAUUAUUAUCGUCAUGAACACGGUAUUACUAAUAUUAUCUGGACCGACUGUAAAAGACGACACAGCCGAGCGCUGUUAAACGUCCAGAAGGCCGUCCUCGAUAUCCUCACUCACGAACCACGGUUCAAUCGUACUGUGAAGCCCGAGUUCCAGAUUAUGGUAGUUGGUAUACCGAAUGUUGGGAAGUCUUCUUUGAUUAAUACGUGGAGAUCUCAUAACAUGGGAACGAAGAAGAGUGCUGUGCUUGAAGUACGCGUGCAGAAUCGAGUGCGAGUUAUGGACAAACCUCCUGUUUAUGUACUGGAUACACCGGGAGUGCUGUCACCGUCCACUAGAAACACGGAUGAGGUGAUGAAAUUAGCUUUGUGUAACCUGAUCUUGGAAAGUGCUACGAAUCCACGAUAUGUUGCUGAUUAUCUUCUUUACUGGCUGAAUAGGACUGGUGACUACUCCUAUAUCAAACAUCUGGAAAUCUCAGGCGAACCAACUGACGAUAUCGAUAGGUUGUUGCUAAGGAUAUGUGUAGCAAAAGAUUUCCGUACUCGAUGCCUCACUGGGACAACGUACGAGGAUCGUUGGGAUUUUGAUCGUGCAAUUGCAAUGUUUAUAAAACUAUUCAGAAAAGGCACGUUAUGCGUGAACUGGUCCCUAAUUCCUUACGAAUUGAAAAACUGCUCCUCGUACAUUUCCCUACCGACAAUAUAA
Molecule: messenger RNA, 1065 nt
Organism: Necator americanus (New World hookworm)
Lineage: Eukaryota; Metazoa; Nematoda; Chromadorea; Rhabditida; Ancylostomatidae
Exons: 10
Coding region: 1-1065 (354 amino acids)
Biological process (GO): mitochondrial translation
Cellular component (GO): mitochondrion
Molecular function (GO): GTP binding; GTPase activity
Source: RefSeq, a predicted model, not a curated record